AUGUUUUCAAAUUUUAAUAAAAAUUUGAAUACUGGACGUCGAAAUCUGCUGAAUCAACAGCAGAGAGAUCGAAAUUCUACAGGAGACAAUAACAAUACGUCAAGCACUCCCAUUAAUAGUAGAAUACGUCGUUCGCUGACGAAAAACUCUAAACAGGCAACACCAUCGCCACGGUCACAGAGUGAAGAGAAACUAGACGACCUCUUAUUAGAAAGUAACAUUGACGAAGAAGAGCAACCACAAAGAGAAGGAAAUAGCGAUGAAAAUGAAUCAGAAAAAUCAAGUGAGAGUACCUCCACUUCUACACCUUUAGUUUCCUCCACUUCUAAGGAUUUACCCAUAACAAUUAAAAUGAAACUUGAUAAGCUUAAAAAGUAUGAAGCUCGUGUUCCCGUUUUAAAGAAAUCCUACGACAAGUUAGUGAACGAGAAAAAAGCUAUAGAGACUGUAUUGCGUGAGAAUACACAUCUGGAUGGAAUUUCAGAUGUUGAAGCUUUUGAAGCUCAUUUACGAAACUUGAACAUAAAGAGUGAGAUGUCGAUGCAGGAAAUAAAAAGAUUGACGCAAGAGCACGAUGAGUUAAAACAAAAGUUCAAGGGGUUGAAUGAAAUUCACGAGACAGAAAAGAUUUCACAUUCUGAAAUAAUUGACGAUCUUCGAAAACAAUUGGAACAGCGCGAAUUGGAAAUAAAUACUCUCAAACAAGAAUUCGAAGCGCGUCUUGAAAAAGAAGGAAUGGAUGCUUCUCAGGACCAAGACGAGAAAAAUAUCACUGAUACUCGAGAAGAAACACAAAUAAUAACAGAAUCAACGAGUCUGCAACAACAACAUAAUAUUACCGAAAAAGAACGAGAACAACUUCACCAAACAGAAAUUAAUAAUCUAAAAUUGGAAUACGAGUCAAAAAUAAGUGAACUUGAGAAACGAAUAGAAUCAAUUCUCGCAAGUCAGGAACUGGUCGAUGUAAAACAAGGUGGUGCUCUUGCCGAUGUGACCUCGAAAAAUGAUCAAUUAAGUGAUGAAAUAGUAAAUUAUCAAAACAAGAUAAAGGAAUUAGAGAACGUGAAUUCUGAGCUGGCUAAAUUUCACGAAAAAUCCACCGAAAAUGAACAAUCUCUGAACGAGUUAAAUGCAAAAUUGCUUAAAUCUAGGCAAGAACGUGAUGAACUAUCUGCAUUUGUCGAUUCACAAAAAAUUGAAUUUGAAACAAAAGUGAACCAACUAGAACAAGAGCGUAACGAGAUAUCUACGAGAUCACGAAGAGAGUUUGUUGAAAUGCAAGAAGAUCUUGAGAAUAAAGUUGCUGAAUUAUCUAAAGAACUUGAAAUAUC
Messenger RNA from Ambispora leptoticha, 1331 nucleotides. Lineage: Eukaryota; Fungi; Glomeromycota; Glomeromycetes; Archaeosporales; Ambisporaceae. The record is from the annotation of a GenBank genome assembly.